AUGUCGCAAGCUCCACGCGUGAUAUACUGGUUCCGUACGGACUUACGCCUGCACGACUCUCCAGCGCUGGCGGCAGCACUUGAUCUGAAACCAGAAUGCCUAUAUCCUAUCUGGACCUGGGACCCGCACUACGUCUACCGCGCCAGGGUGGGCGUCAACCGCUGGCAAUUCUUGAUCGACUGUCAAAACGACCUCUCCCAAGGUAUUACCAAAAUCAACAAGAACUCGAAACUCCUCGUGUUACGCGAGGCUCCUCAGACUUUGUUGCCAAAGUUAUUCAAAGAGUGGCGAAUUACACAUUUGGUGUUCGAGAAGGAUACAGACGCGUAUGCGCGAGAACGCGAUGACAAGAUUUGCGAGAUUGCCAAUGAGAUGGGCGUUAGAGUGAUCACGAAGAAUGGACGUACGCUCUAUGACAGUGACUUACUGAUUGAAACAAAUCGUGGGAAGCCAACAAUGACUAUAGCGCAGGUGCAGGCGGCAGCAGCGAAACUAGGAAAGGUUGCGGAGCCGCUGCCGGCGCCGACAAGUCUGCCUGAUCCAGGUGAUCUCACGCUUGGGUUUGAGCAGGAGAAGCCUGAGUCCGAACCUGACUUUAAUCGGACACAUCGGACCAGCGAUGAGGGCUCUUACGAGGUUGGACUCGCCGGACCACAAGGCGACUUCUCUGUACCGACUUUGAAAGAGCUCGGAUUACAAGAAGCGACUACGCCUCAUCGAGGAGGCGAGUCUCUGGCCUUGAAAGUACUCGACGAUGUCAUUUCCAACGAGACAUUCACGGCGACAUUCAGCAAGCCCUCCACUGCGCCAACGGCAUUCGAGCCACAAUCUACUUGUCUGACCUCACCUCAUCUGCACUUUGGCUCCUUGUCCUGCAGACUAUUCUGGUACAAAGUACAAGAAGUUCUUGACAGGUACAAGGGCAAAGCUUCUGAGCCACCUACCUCCUUGCACGGGCAACUGCUCUUCAGAGACAUGUACUUCGGCGCUCAAGCAGCGAUAGGUUACCCAUUCGCGCAAACAGUAAAGAACGAUCACUGCCGAUUCGUGCCUUGGCAUUUGCCGUCCAAGGUUGAUGAGAAAACUGGGUUGAUCACUGGAGAAUACGGGAUAGAUGAUCCAGAGAAGGAGGCGUGGUUCAAGCGCUGGCGCAACGGUAAAACCGGGUUCCCUUGGAUUGACGCCUUGAUGCGGCAGCUAGCACUCGAGGGCUGGAUACACCACCUUGGACGCCACGCUGUAGCUUGCUUCCUGACGCGUGGCGGCUGCUACAUCCACUGGGAACGUGGUGCAGAAGUAUUCGAGGAACUACUCAUCGACCAUGAAACAGCUUGCAAUGUUGGAAACUGGCAAUGGCUAGCCUGUGUCGCAUUCUACUCCCAAUACUACCGGUGUUAUUCACCGAUUGCNUUUCCCCAGAAAUGGGACAAAGAUGGCGCAUUCGUCAGGAGAUAUGUGCCCGAGCUCAAGGACAUGCCUACGAAGUAUAUCUAUGAACCAUGGAAAGCACCCAUCCAGGACCAAAAGAAGGCAGGCGUUCUGAUCAAAGGCGAUGGCGAGCAACANAAAGAGGGUGGUUUGAAUCUAUAUCCCAAACCCAUCUUUGAGUUUGCAAAGCAAAGAGAGAUCUGUAUCAACGGUCUCAAAGGCGCAUAUAGUAUUGGGCUGUAUGGAGAUUCACCGAAGGUUUUAGAUGGCACCUGGAAGGAAAUGUUUGACGAUGAUGCCGAGGGACCGACCGAAGGCCAUCGAGGAGGACCAGCUGGAUCUUUGGGCAACGAAGACGCUCACGGUACGGAGGAUCUCAAACCGGACAGCAAGUCUACACCGUCCAAAAAGAGAGGUGCUCAAAGUACGCUUGAGAACGCGUUCAAGAAGGCGUUCAAGAAGGCGAAGACAUGA
Molecule: messenger RNA, 1902 nt
Organism: Aureobasidium vineae
Lineage: Eukaryota; Fungi; Ascomycota; Dothideomycetes; Dothideales; Saccotheciaceae
Source: the annotation of a GenBank genome assembly